UUGUCUGUAAGGGCUAUAUUGUGACAACCAACUUUACGUGAAAACAGUCGUAUAAACUAUUAUAUUUUAAAGAGAAAUAAUAUUUCUCGUUUUCAAACUUAAAAUGCUGAUGUUUUGCGCAACACCUUUAACAUGGAUUAUGAUUGGAAUAUUGGUCUACGAGAUGUGUACGACCGGUGCGGCAGACGAUGCUUGGAAGGAAAUUACGCCGCUUUUUAGUGACAAUGAUUCAUUCAUUUGUGAAUAUUUCUGUUAUACACCAAGCAACGAUACCAAUGACUAUUUCCCUCCAGUGUUUCCAGAUCCAUGUGCACCAACGGAUCUUUUGUCUUCCAUCAUUACGUCUCAGGGAGAAACUAGUGCUCAGGUGUUCUGGGCAGAACCAUUAGCUACAGACAAAAACGGAGAAAUACCAAGAAUUGAGCAAGUAAUUGGUGAUACGAAUGGUUCUUAUUUCAACGGUUCGGCUGAUGGACGUAGAUACGACAUUGUAUAUCUUGCAACAGACAAAGAAAGAAUGAGAGACAGUUGUCAUUUCGUAUUUAAAGUAUACGAUGAGGUUAACUGCUCUGCGCCAGCGGCAAUCGAAAAUGGUCACUAUCAAUGUACAAAUGGGACAAUGCCAGGAAGUUCAUGUACAUAUAGAUGUAUUGAGGGAUACGUAAUGAUUGGGGAUGCAAAUGUCGUUUGUCAAUCAGGAAAUCAAAGCUUUCCAGUCUGGUCACCUGUACCAAGAUGUGAAGUCGUUCACUGCAUUGCGCCGUUUAUACCGGAAAAUGGGAACAUACAUUGUAACGAUCCAUCUUUUGCUUAUCAGUCAGUCUGUUUUGUAACCUGCAAGAGCGGGUUUACAGCCGAAGGGCCCAUUUAUAUGACUUGCCUCGCUGAUGGAUUCUGGUCAAAGCCUACAACUUGUACAUAUUCAGAACCUCUGGCUGUCCACUGUAUUUCGCCUCAAGUCUUCUACACAGGUCCACAACAAACAUCGGUGGCAGUAAUUUGGCAGCCCCCAACAUCAGCUGCUAUUGUAAACAACAUGGUAGAUAUGUAUCAAAUUGAAGGCCCGACUCCAGGUGACAUUCUAGAUUCUGGACUAUACACAGUGACCUAUAAAAUGUCCAGUAAGAAAUCAAACGAUUCUGCAGAGUGUAAUGUGGAUUUGCACAUAAAAGUUGUGACAUGUGAUGACCCGGCCCUAAUAUUCAAUGACAGCUUCAUGGUACACAAUUGCUCAUUACCGACAGUGAUAUUGGGAACAACCUGCUUGAUCUCAUGUCGAAACAAUCUUCAGGUAGAAGGUAACUCCUCUGUAACUUGUGUUGACAAUGGACUAAAGCAAGGUUUGUGGAACUGGGGACAAAGCGGAGAGCUAUUUUGCAAUGAAACAUUGCCAGCAUGUCCUAGGAACCUUAAUGGACCAGUAAACGGUAAAUUGUUUUACAAAAACGAUACAUCACCAGAGGUAAUAGUUCGUUGUGAUAACGGAUUUGAUUUGCAGUACGAGUUUUCUGGAAAUGUAUCAUGUGAAAAUGGAGAAUGGGUGUAUGAUCAAAUACCGGAAUGUACUGUUGAAAAGCGACCUAACUAUAUCCUUGAAGCUGAGAUAUACUACUACGGACAAGGAUGUUCAGAAAACGCAUCGGAAUAUUACCAGGAAUACAAAACUACAUUCAAUACUGAAUUUGAAGAACUUAUCACUGCCGAAUGCACGGAGAAUAAAACUUGCAAAAUGAGCAAUGUGAGCAUCGAAUGUGUUCCAACAACACAUACACGGACCAGGAGAGAACAACCCGAAAAUCGUCAUUUAAAUUUAAUGGAGCUUCUGCUAGAUGCAUUUCAUAGUCGUUUCAAAAGAAGUGUUUCACAUCGAUUUAAAAUCAGUUUUACCAUCAAAGCUGAAGCUGUCACAAAUAUAUCACAUGAUUCAUUUGACGACAAUGAAGACAUGGUCAGACAAAUAUGGGAAAACAAUCGUAAACGGAUGGUCUCCAGUGUUCUAGGGAUGUUAAAAGUAACAGGCGAUUUCCAGGUGGAUUCCUGGGAUAUCGUCAGCUAUACUACCCCAACGUGCGAAAAGAAUUACAUCCUAACUGGAUUGCAAUGUAAAACAUGUUCUAUUGGAAACGUUUUAAACUACACAAUGAAUAAAUGUCAGAAGUGUCCAAGUGGGACAUACAAAGACAAAGACGGAAUAGCACAUUGUAUUACAUGCCCCGAGGGAACUUCAACAAAGAAUAAAGGAACAGUCUCUGUAAAUUAUUGUAAAGAGUACUGUCGUCCCGGUUCUGCUUCCACUGAUGGCUUGGAGAGUUGCGCAUUAUGUCCACAAGGAUAUUACCAAGAUGAAUAUGAACAAACUGAAUGUAAAAAAUGUCCAACAGGAACAACAACAAUUCUAGCAAAUACUUCAAGUAUCAACGAAUGCACAGUUAUGCAAACAGACAAGAAAUGCACAACGUCGUCAUGUAACGGUCACAGAUGUCUCAACAAAGGAGGAAAUGUUUCGUGUGUAUGUUCCUAUGGUUGGUCUGGUGAAUCAUGUGAACAACCGCCAGAUAUUUGUGCCGAUAACAUCUGUAUGAAUGGAGCCAAAUGUAUCAACAGAAAUGACAGUUAUGCCUGCGAAUGCCGGGAAAAUUAUAAAGGAGUGAUUUGUCAGGUUAAACCUGUUAGUGGAGGAUGGACUGAAUGGUCAGGUUGGUCUGAAUGCUCUGCUACAUGCGACCAAGGCAUUAGGCAACGGUCACGUUUUUGCAACAAUCCGUCACCUUCUGAAUACGGAGAUGAUUGCCUCGGUCCAACUUAUGAAACAAAAGUAUGUGUCAUGGAUGAGUGCCUAGUAUGUCCAAAGCUGAACGAUAGAGGGAACUCAUACUUUGAAUGCACAGAUAAUCCAAAAUUGGGAUUAAAAACUUGCUCCGUCCGUUGUCAAGAAGGGUUCGUAUCGAUCCCCGGGUUUGAGGAGUUCCAGGAAUUGACAUGUGGAUUGCAGACUGGUCUGUAUUGGCUACCGGCAAAUGUAACUGCUCCGUGUGCUGAACGAACUUAUCCCAGAAGCCUUCAGCUUGAAUCAAGUAUUGAAUAUGUCGACAAGAUACCUGUGCAAUAUUAUGACACGGUAAAAAACUAUGUUCUUGGCGAAUUAUUGCACACAGACUGUUUUAAAUCUACAACCUGCAUAGUGGAAAUAUCAUUACUAGAAGUUUCUCAGCCGGAAGCUACGGAUGAAAUAUCAGACAGAACAAUGCUCAAGCUGUAUAUGGAAAGAUCUGUUUCACAUGAUGGAAAUGUUCAUAAACAGGAGGAGGAAAAAAAUAAAACAGGUCCAGCAUUUGUUCAUUUAGAGAAUGCAGUUAGAGAUAUGGAAAGCACAGCUGCUUAUCUGAAGAACAAAACCAUUGACAUCUUUGAUGUUUAUAUAAACGAACCUGUCCGUAAAACUCUAAAGCGAAGCACUGAUUCUUUUCACGCUGAUAAAGGGUCGCUUGGGAUAAAAGGGAAGGUCGUUUGUGAAACAGGCGAUGUUGCAACGGGGGGCAUUUGUAUCAGAUGUCCCGCCGGAACGUAUAUGGUUAAUGAAAGCUGUCAUUUUUGCAUCAAAGGAACUUUUCAGCCCGAGGCCGGACAGUCCACAUGCAUUCUCUGUCCACCAGGUCUUACUACAAGAACUGUCGGUGCAUAUAGUAAAGUCUAUUGUGAGGAAGAGGUCGCUGUAAUACAAGUUAUCGCAGACUCUGAGGACAGCACCUUGACAGUGUAUGGAACAAUUAUUGGUAUAGUGACAGGAAUACUGGGAAUAAUUGUAUCUAUUAUAACAGCGUUGAAGUGCUGGGAAAAACAUACGAGCGAUCAAUGAGAGGAAAUGAAGCAUUCUUCAUAGUUAUUCUUAAAUACAAUUUACUUAUCAGUUUGGCAGAUUGUUUUUCAUAAUUGUGAUGUGAAGCCAGACACUAAACGAAACUUGAUAUACUGCAAAUAGUUUAACAAAUAUAAUGAAAU
This is a messenger RNA of Mercenaria mercenaria, 3999 nucleotides long. RefSeq names its product sushi, von Willebrand factor type A, EGF and pentraxin domain-containing protein 1-like. NCBI's taxonomy places the organism in Eukaryota, Metazoa, Mollusca, Bivalvia, Venerida, Veneridae. The transcript has 23 exons. The coding region runs from base 104 to 3856 and encodes 1250 amino acids. The record is from RefSeq and is a predicted model, not a curated record. Gene Ontology annotation, molecular function: calcium ion binding.